Nasonia vitripennis (jewel wasp) is the source of this 1507-nucleotide messenger RNA. RefSeq names its product GDP-D-glucose phosphorylase 1. Gene Ontology annotation, cellular component: cytoplasm. Gene Ontology annotation, biological process: glucose metabolic process. Gene Ontology annotation, molecular function: GDP-D-glucose phosphorylase activity. The transcript has 5 exons. NCBI's taxonomy places the organism in Eukaryota, Metazoa, Arthropoda, Insecta, Hymenoptera, Pteromalidae. The record is from RefSeq and is a predicted model, not a curated record. The coding region runs from base 360 to 1406 and encodes 348 amino acids.
CUGUUACCAAAUCUGACCGUCACGAAACAACCGUAGAUCAAUUCAAAUUCACGUGUAGUCUGCGCACUCUGCAGUAUCAGCAGUGCAGGUGUAUACAUCACGUAGUUGACAUGUAUAACACAUGAUACCUAUCUACCUCUCAACUUUAAAUGACGUUUCCUUACGUCAUUUAAGGUUUAAAUAUAUACAUUUGUCACUCGUCCUUGACUGCAGUUAAUUAAAUUAUUGGAUUAAACUAUGCCUGUGCUGUGACACUGUUUGCUUUAUACAUUAAAAAGUAAAAGCAACCAUACUUUCUUUAGAGGUUAGAAUUAUUCCGUUUAAUUUUUGGCAAACGAUAUAAUUAUAGUGUAAAAAUCAUGGAAAAAAGUAGCAUCAAAAUUUUUUCAUACAAUGAAGAAGAUUUUCACUAUAAAGUAAAAGAUGAAAAUGUAGAUUCAAAGUUUGAUAUUGCAUUAAAAGAAAAAUGGAAAAGAGCAGAAGAGGAUAAUAUCUUGCGAUAUUCUGUAAAAGCUCAACAAUUCAAAAUUCUGGAAGGAAAAUAUGGUUUUUAUGCUCAAUUAAAUACUGAGAGAGCAACAAUGAGAAGGAAACCAGAAGAAAUACAAUCAAUGCAGCAACCUUUUGAUCCAAAUCGUUUUAAUUUCACAAGAAUAUCACAUAAAGAAAUAUUACUUGAUAUUGGGAAUAGUGAUGGUGAUGAUAUUGUAGCUGUUAAUGUCAGUCCUAUACUUUGGAGUCAUUGUUUGUUAAUACCUCAACAUUUUAGUUGUUUACCUCAGCAAGCAACGUUAUAUAGCUUUCAGAAAGCUAUAGAUAUACUUUUACUGAGUAAUUCUGAGAACAUGAGGGUAUUAUUCAAUAGCCUAUGUGCAAACGCAUCUGUAAAUCAUUUACACUGGCAUUUAUAUUACUUGAACCAUAGAAUGAUACUCGAAUAUAUACCAUUGCAGUAUUUUAUUGGCUCAAUUUUUAUUCUCGAAGACUACCCUGCUAAAGGAUUCUGUAUCAAGUUCUCAUCUUUUCAAAAUAUCACAGAGUAUACUUUGUAUGCUUACAAAAUUAUCUCCUGCCUUCAAAAUAAUCAGCUUGCCCAUAAUAUUUAUAUCACUCGAGCAAAAGCUGAUGCCAAUAGUAAAGAGUGUGAUGAUAUUCGUACAUAUAUCUGGGCAAGAACAUCUAGUUAUGGUGCAAAAAAUACCAAAGAUUUUGUCAUUGCAGCAUGUGAAAUUUUUGGACACUUGCCAAUUAGAAGUGAGGAAGCAUAUAUGAGGAUAAAUGAGGAAUAUGUAAGUGAAUGCUUAGAAGAUACUACCUUGAGCGCCUUUCUUGUUGCCAAAGAAAAAAUUAAAAAAACUUUAGAAGCUGACGUAGAAAAGAGUGUCGACGCUUCUUCUAAAACGUGACGAAAUGAUAAUUUUUUUUUUAAAAUAGCUUGUUUAAUUGCGAACAAGAAUUAUUUAUUUUUAAUUAGUACAGAUCAAUAAAGAAACUAUUUUUUGUUAAA